AUGGUGGGAGUUAUAUCGUUGCUUACAGGGAGGGCUGGUCCAAGUGGCUUUGGAUCAGCUUCAACUGCAGAGGAGGUUACUCAUGGAAUUGAUGCCUCCAACCUCACUGCUAUUAUCACUGGAGGAGCAAGUGGCAUUGGAUUGGAGACAGCGAGAGUGCUGGCUCUGAGGAAUGUACACGUCAUCAUUGGUGUACGGAAUACAGUUAGUGCGAAGAAGGCGAAGGAAGAGAUUGUUGAGCAGAAGCCGUCCGCCCGUGUUGACAUUCUGAAGCUCGAUUUGUGCUCUCUCACAUCUGUUGCUUCUUUUGUCCACAACUUCCUUGCUCUUCAUCUUCCUCUCAAUAUCUUAAUGUUCCACUUCCCUUUCUCUUUCUCUUUCUCUUUUCUUUUUUAG
Arachis stenosperma is the source of this 396-nucleotide messenger RNA. RefSeq names its product short-chain dehydrogenase TIC 32 B, chloroplastic-like. The coding region runs from base 1 to 396 and encodes 131 amino acids. NCBI's taxonomy places the organism in Eukaryota, Viridiplantae, Streptophyta, Magnoliopsida, Fabales, Fabaceae. The record is from RefSeq and is a predicted model, not a curated record. The transcript is spliced from 2 exons.